This is a messenger RNA of Nothobranchius furzeri (turquoise killifish), 1381 nucleotides long. The record is from the annotation of a RefSeq genome assembly. Lineage: Eukaryota; Metazoa; Chordata; Actinopteri; Cyprinodontiformes; Nothobranchiidae.
AUGUUAAAAGUUAUUUUACCCACACUCAUAUUAAUUUCAUCAACCUGGGUUUCACCCUACAAAAACAUAUGAUCCUCCAUUCUUUUGUAUAGUUUUAUUAUUGCUUCGACUAGCCUUGGUUGAAUUUCUUAUUCAACCAUCACUAACUGAACUACAACUAAUACCCUUAUAAGUACAGACUCUUUAUCAUCACCCCUAUUAAUCCUUACCUGCUGACUCCUUCCACUAAUGAUUUUAGCAAGUCAAAAACAUGUUUUAAAUGAGCCUGUAAAUCGACAACGAGUCUAUCUUACCUUACUGAUCUCCCUACAAUUCUUCUUAAUUCUAGCUUUUAGCGCUACAGAAACCAUUAUGUUCUAUGUUAUAUUUGAAGCCACCCUCAUCCCAACAUUAAUACUUAUUACACGAUGGGGCAACCAAAAAGAACGGUUAAACGCAGGCACUUAUUUUUUAUUUUACACCCUAGCAAGCUCACUACCCCUUCUGGUAGCUCUACUCAUUCUACAUAGCUCAACAGGAACAUUAUCCUUCUUUACAAUAAGCUAUUUAAGUUCCCCCACCCUGACCCCUAUUUCACAUCAACUAUGAUGACUCGGAUGUCUCAUAGCUUUUUUAGUAAAAAUACCUCUUUACGGGGUUCACUUAUGGUUACCCAAAGCGCACGUAGAAGCACCUAUUGCUGGAUCAAUAGUACUUGCUGCUGUGUUAUUAAAACUAGGAGGUUAUGGUCUUAUGCGAAUUAUAACAAUCCUAGAACCCUUAACCAAAAACAUAGCUUACCCCUUUAUCAUCUUGGCACUAUGAGGAGUAAUUAUAACAGGAUUAAUCUGUCUACGACAAACUGAUCUAAAAUCUCUAAUUGCCUACUCAUCAGUAAGCCACAUAGGUCUCGUCGCAGCAGGGAUCUUAAUUCAAACUUCAUGAGGAUUCUCAGGAGCAUUAAUCCUAAUAAUUGCACACGGCCUAACCUCAUCAGCCCUAUUUUGUUUAGCUAACACUAACUAUGAGCGAACACAUAGCCGAACAAUGAUCAUUACCCGAGGAUUACAAAGCAUCUUUCCCUUAAUAGCUGCCUGGUGAUUUAUUUCAAGUUUAGCAAAUCUUGCUCUUCCUCCACUUCCCAAUCUCUUGGGAGAAUUACUAAUCACCUCCUCAUUAUUCAAUUGAUCCGUUUUCUCGCUUAUCUUUACAGGUUUGGGAACCUUAAUUACAGCUAGUUAUUCACUACACAUAUUCCUUACAGCACAACGAGGAACACCUCCCAACCACAUAAUACUUUUAAGCCCCACAUACACACGAGAACACCUACUUAUCUUUCUGCAUAUCAUACCUCUUGUCAUAUUAAUAAUGAAACCAGAACUAGUUUGAGGAUGAACUACAU